Messenger RNA from Sesamum indicum (sesame), 1288 nucleotides. Its product is annotated as protein LIGHT-DEPENDENT SHORT HYPOCOTYLS 4. Gene Ontology annotation, biological process: response to light stimulus; mRNA transcription. NCBI's taxonomy places the organism in Eukaryota, Viridiplantae, Streptophyta, Magnoliopsida, Lamiales, Pedaliaceae. The record is from RefSeq and is a predicted model, not a curated record. Gene Ontology annotation, cellular component: nucleus.
UUUAUUACCACAAAAGCCCUAACCAGGUCCCUCCACAACACUCACCAAUUACCAAUACACACACUCUCUCCACUUUUAUACACACACUCACACAACAACAGAGUGAUGAGAACUAUAGUUCAACACCCUUCUGGGAAAACUAUGUAUCGCUCAAUCUCUUGAAAUGUUUGCAGAAAACAAAGCCCAAAAAACGCUACCCAGCAGACAUCGUAGGCUUUCUAGGAUUGAUCAAACAUAGAUUUAGUACAAGAAAGCCGGAAAAAGAGUUUCCUGUUGUGUUCUAAUUGAUUUCCUAUAUUUCCUGCAGCUUCGAUCUUCAGUUUCACUUUCUGCGGCUUCUUCUUCCAACCUUGAACUGUAAUUACUUUUCUGAUUUCGUAACUUUUCUCCAUUUUAAUUUCUCAUGGGAAACAUCAAAACCCUAUUGCCUUGAACCCUAUAACUCUCUCUCUUUCGCUGCUGAGUAGCUUCUGUUCAUGGAUCCAAUAACUCAAGAAAUGAGUUCCCGAAGCACUGAGAUCAACAGUUUCACCACCACCACCACCCCUUCCACAGCGAUCGGAUCACCAUCAGGCUCCUCAUCCGCCGCCGGGUCUACCACCGUGUCCUCCCCGACAACCCUAAGCCGCUACGAGAACCAAAAACGCCGCGACUGGAACACCUUCGGGCAGUACCUGCGCAACCACCGCCCGCCGCUUUCCCUCUCCCGCUGCAGCGGUGCCCACGUCCUCGAAUUCCUCCGAUACCUCGACCAGUUCGGAAAAACCAAGGUCCACACUCAGCUCUGCCCCUUCUUCGGGCAACCCAACCCACCUGCACCCUGCCCCUGCCCCCUCCGCCAGGCCUGGGGCAGCCUUGACGCCCUUAUAGGCCGCCUGCGCGCAGCCUAUGAAGAAAACGGGGGCAAGCCCGAAGCCAACCCGUUCGGGGCACGGGCAGUUAGGCUUUAUCUGCGCGAAGUCCGUGAUUCACAGGCCAAAGCAAGAGGAAUCAGCUACGAGAAGAAGAAGCGGAAGAGGCCGCCGGCGCCGUCGCAGGCGGCAGCAUUGCCACCACCGAGUUGAAUACUUAUUACGCAACGAACAGUGCACUGAUCCCAGCACGAUCAGCAGCAUUUGCAUGGGAUUUCUCGCCUGAAUCGAGUAAUAUUACUUACCAUAUAUAGUCUAUCUAGUAGUAGUUAGCCAAUUGAUGAGAUCAUCAGCUAUGAGAAGCAUUACUAGGAAGAGGUACCCUAAGUUUUCCCUCCAUGUGUAAGCUUGUUAUUGGCUUUUUCCUAAGAUAAUUU